Molecule: messenger RNA, 1281 nt
Organism: Komagataella phaffii GS115
Lineage: Eukaryota; Fungi; Ascomycota; Pichiomycetes; Pichiales; Pichiaceae
Product: MAP kinase
Exons: 1
Coding region: 1-1281 (426 amino acids)
Biological process (GO): protein phosphorylation
Molecular function (GO): protein kinase activity; ATP binding
Source: RefSeq, a predicted model, not a curated record
AUGGGAAACAAAGAUAAUUCAACAAAUAUUCCUAUUAGGACAGUUUCCAGCCAGAAAUAUGCUGAUUUGGAAAUAAAACAGUUCAGCCCAACAUAUGAGACCUCUACCAUACAGGAAAACGAAGGAAAAGGUGGCAGGUCUACCACCAGAAAGCAAGUAACUAGUACAACUAUACCCAGUACAACUAAAAUGACGCCUGAACUGUUGAAUCCUCAAAGCACAAAAACGUUUCAAGCUAAAACUUUGAAGCGUAAAAACUUGAAGAAAUUACAAUUAGAGAAUAAUAUUCAUGCUGAUGAUGGAGAUACCGAAAUAAUUAGUUCCAAUGAUCUGGUCCAUAGCUUCCAAAAUCUUGAAUUGGGUCUUGAAUACCAACUAAGCAUAAGUCACGACGAUUUGCUUACUUUAAAGUUACUUGGAAGUGGAAACUCAGGUUCUGUUAGUAAGGUUUUGCAUAUACCGUCCAAGAAAACAAUGGCGCGUAAAGUGAUACAUGUGGAGACUAAGAAGACUGUUCUGACUCAGAUUGUUAGGGAACUAAGAAUUAUGUACGAAUGCAAUAGUCCGUAUAUCAUAAACUUUUAUGGAGCAUUCUUGCACGAAGGCGACGUUACUAUUUGCAUGGAAUACGUCGAUUGUGGAUCACUUGAUAGAGUUUUGAAACUGGUUGGACCUUUUGAGGAAUUUAUUCUGGCUCAUGUGGCAUUUUCUACUCUCUGUGGGCUUAAUUAUUUGUAUGACAGUCACAAGAUAAUACAUCGGGAUAUUAAGCCCUCAAAUGUUCUGCUCAACUCUAAAGGAGGGGUCAAGCUUUGUGAUUUUGGUGUUAGCAGGGAAUUGAUUAAUUCCAUCGCCCAAACUUUCGUUGGAACUUCCACAUAUAUGUCUCCAGAACGAAUUCAGGGAGGCAAAUACUCGGUUAAAGGUGACGUGUGGUCUUUAGGAUUAAUGUUGAUUGAGUUGGCUACAGGAAAGUUUCCAUUUGGUGAUAAUUCCUCCAUGGGACCUGAUUCCAUCUUGGAUCUCUUACAAAGAGUGGUUAAUGAAAAGCCUCCGUCGUUAGAUCCAGAGAAGUUUUCAUCCCAAUUAUGUGAUUUUGUCAAUCUAUGUCUGAAGAAAGAAUCAGAGAGACCCAACCCAAUUGAGUUGAUUAGGCACCCGUUCUUGAAAGAUUGUAAGCAAGAAAAUACUAAAGCUAAAGUAAAACGAUGGGCUACUAAUGUUAGGAGGAUUCUUAAAGGAAAAGACAUGGGAAACAAAGUGAGAAAUACAAAGCAGUGA